UUGGCAGCCGCGGAGGUGGUAGAAACGCCUCUCAGAAAGAAGCCCUGAUUUCCCCGCCCAGUCCAGUUCCAGGAACGCGCAGGCAAAGGCCUUUUCGAUUCCGAGGGGUUCGAGGCCACGCUUCCCUCUUCCAGCUUUGCCUUGUCUUCAGCCUCAAUUGCCCUCUCGGUGAAAUAAGCACAAGGCCUGGCCACAACCAAUCCAGGAUUCCGUUAUCUUGGUGACAGCCGCCUGGACAACCUAGGUCCCCCAAUCUGAGCGCGGCCGGGGUCAUCGCACUUGGGGUCUGUAAGUUCAAUCAGUUGGUCACUGAAAAGUGGAUGUAAGUCAGUAACGCUUGCACACCCGCAGCCCGGCUGUUUCCCACCUUUUCCUGGGAAGCUCAGACUUGGCGUUCUUUAGUGUUUUCUUUGGGUGAUUCCUGAGUCCACGCCUAGUAUCUUUUUACCCGUCGGCUGUCUGGUGACAAGUCUCAGUUCAAAAAGACAGCCCUCCUGAUCCGAAGCUGGACUUGAACACAGGAAAGGAAAAGGCACUUCAAAGUCAGCAUCUCCAGUAAGUGAAGUGCUGACCCGGCUUGGAAUUCUGUUUUCAUUCAGGCAUUUGAUGCCUCGGUCUGCGCCAGAGCAGCAUCAGGACCUGAGUCUUGAUCACGGGGCAUACCCAUCCCCAGACACUGCUCUUGGCACGCGUUCCUGGUCUGGUGCAAAGCCUAGCUAACAUUCCACUGACCCCUGAGACCCAGAGGGACCAGGAAAGGCGGAUCCGACGGGAGAUUGCCAAUAGCAACGAGCGGAGGCGCAUGCAGAGUAUCAACGCGGGCUUCCAGUCCCUCAAGACCCUCAUUCCCCACACAGACGGAGAGAAGCUCAGCAAGGCAGCCAUUCUCCAGCAGACCGCAGAAUACAUCUUCUCUCUUGAGCAGGAGAAGACUAGACUCCUGCAGCAGAACACGCAGCUCAAGCGCUUUAUCCAGGAACUGAGUGGCUCAUCUCCGAAGCGGCGAAGGGCAGAAGACAAGGAUGAGGGCAUUGGCUCACCUGACAUCUGGGAGGAUGAGAAGGCUGAGGACCUUAGGAGAGAGAUGAUCGAGCUGCGGCAACAGCUGGACAAGGAGCGCUCUGUGCGGAUGAUGCUGGAAGAGCAGGUACGCUCCCUCGAGGCCCACAUGUACCCGGAAAAACUCAAGGUGAUUGCCCAGCAGGUGCAGCUGCAGCAGCAGCAGGAGCAGGUGCGGCUGCUGCACCAGGAGAAGCUGGAGCGGGAACAACAGCACCUACGGACCCAGCUCCUGCCUCCUCCAGCCCCCACCCACCACCCCACAGUGAUCGUGCCUGCGCCUGCCCCGCCUUCCUCUCACCACAUCAAUGUUGUCACCAUGGGUCCCUCCUCAGUCAUCAACUCUGUCUCUACAUCCCGGCAAAAUCUGGACACCAUCGUGCAGGCCAUCCAGCACAUUGAGGGAACCCAGGACAAACAGGAGCUGGAAGAGGAACAGAGGCGAGCAGUUAUCGUGAAGUCCGUCCGCAGCUGCCCAGAGGCCCACACCUCUGAUACCGCCUCGGACUCCGAAGCCUCGGACAGCGACGCCAUGGACCAGAGCCGGGAAGAGCCUUUGGGGGACGGGGAGCUUCCCUGACCACCCCCAGCCCUCCUCUCCCUCCUGGGGGCUAGAGGGGGCCGGGGCAACAACAGGGAGAAAACAUGGGUGAAUGAGAAAUUUUUACAAAAUUAUGAUGUCAUUUGGGUCUCUUUUAUGACCUCCUUUUCAAUACUGUAAGACGACCUUUGAUCGAAGCCACCAGAGCCCGGGUCCCGGGGUUGUGGUGGUACAGCAUGCGUGGGCGCAUUGCGUGGGCGCAUCGGGACUCCAGGGCUGGGCCUCGGCCCUGGGGCCGGGGAAGCUGACACUGAGGUGCCUGGCCUCUCUCGCCAAAAAGCGUUUUUAUUUUUGUUUCGUUUUGUUUUUGUUUUUUCCUUCCAUUUAAACGUGUUUUUAAGAACAGGGAAAAAUCAAACAAAACCCCAAGGCAUUGCUCCUCCCCAGAGCCAGCCCGAGGCUGUCGGUCUUCACCCCUUCCCUAUAUUGGGUUGUCUUUUUCUCUUUUAAGCACUUACAUGGGUUGGGGGUCAGGCUGGGUUGGGGCUUUCUGGGGACCUGGAACCCCGGAAUCGGGAAUCGGGGAUCGACAUUGCUUCUCGGUUGGGGUUUGCUGCUGCCAUUGUCCCCUCCCCCUCCCCACCUCAGUACCAGAAUUGGCCACUCUCCUCCUCCACCUUCCCUUUCCAGGGUUCCUGUCAUUGACCCCAAAAAUGUCUUUGUCUCUCUUUUUGUUUUGUUUGUUGUUGGUUUUAUAUUGGUUUUGGUUUCUGUAUUUUUUUAAUUUUAAUUUUUCUUUUUUUCUUUUUUACAAUUUUGAGGUCUUUGUGUCCAAGGAGAAGCUAUUAUAUUUUGUUAAGAAAAUGGGGGUAGGGAACAAAAUACCAAUAGGCCAUUGUGCCUUUGUAAAGAAACAAAAUAAAAUUUGUACUUUGUUUUUUA
Molecule: messenger RNA, 2542 nt
Organism: Arvicanthis niloticus (Nile rat)
Lineage: Eukaryota; Metazoa; Chordata; Mammalia; Rodentia; Muridae
Gene: Tfap4
Product: transcription factor AP-4
Biological process (GO): regulation of transcription by RNA polymerase II
Cellular component (GO): nucleus
Molecular function (GO): DNA-binding transcription factor activity, RNA polymerase II-specific; protein dimerization activity; RNA polymerase II cis-regulatory region sequence-specific DNA binding
Source: RefSeq, a predicted model, not a curated record